UUUGCACUCAUUUUUUGAAUUGACGGGUUCUUGCGUGUAGCGUAGUGUUUUGGUGUUUUAAUUUCUGUGCAUGGACUAGUGCAAUAAGGAUUAUUAUUACAUUCGGUGCAGUUUUUGGUUAAUGACUGUUUUAUUGGAUUAUAUAACGAAAAACGAUAUAACGGCUGAACACUGGCACAAGGAACAUCAUGACAAGGUCGCUCGGCGUUCUAGGAAUUUUGGCUGUAUUACUUGCUUUAGGGGAAAUUAACUGUGAUGCACCACUCUCAGAUUCGGCAUCCUUGCCGCUAGAACACAGAGCAGUAUACGGCCCUCCGUUGUCUGGCCCUGGAUACCUUCCGGCAGGACUUCUUGGAGGAGGCGGAGGCGGGGGCGGUGGCGGCGGCGGCGGUGGAGGUGGCGGAGGAGAUGACCCAUGGCCUCUAGCGACGCCGGAUAUGCCUCAGAUUAAGCACCUGCAAGUGCAGUGCGAAAAGACCCAUAUGCGUGUUAACAUCGAAUUCGAUCGACCAUUCUAUGGAAUGAUAUUUUCCAAGGGAUUCUAUAGUGAUUCGCAUUGUGUCCAUUUGAAACCUGGCACAGGACAUUUGAGUGCGACUUUUGAAAUAUUCCUGAACAGCUGUGGUAUGUCUUCAUCGGCAAAUCACAACGCUGCAAGUUACGGUGGGCCCACACCCAGUGGUAGUUACGUGGAGAAUACUAUAAUAAUCCAGUAUGACCCUUACGUACAAGAAGUGUGGGACCAAGCUCGAAAAUUGAGAUGCACCUGGUAUGACUUUUAUGAAAAAGCUGUGACAUUCAGGCCCUUCCAAGUGGAUAUGUUGCACGCCGUAACUGCGAACUUUCUUGGAGACAACCUGCAGUGCUGGAUGCAAAUUCAAGUAGGUAAAGGUCCUUGGGCAUCUGAGGUAUCCGGAAUCGUUAAAAUCGGUCAAACAAUGACUAUGGUAUUGGCAAUAAAAGACGACGAAAAUAAAUUCGAUAUGUUAGUGAGAAAUUGUGUAGCUCAUGAUGGAAAGAGAGCACCGAUACAACUUGUUGAUCAAUACGGUUGCGUAGUCAGACCUAAGAUUAUGAGCAAAUUCCAAAAAAUCAAAAAUUUCGGACCGUCUGCUUCAGUAGUAUCAUUCGCUUAUUUCCAAGCAUUCAAAUUCCCGGAUUCAAUGAAUGUUCAUUUCCAAUGCGUAAUUCAAGUAUGCAGAUAUAAUUGCCCGGAACCAAAAUGUGGACACGGUCUAGGAUUAACUAGUGAAUAUGGAGCACCGGCACUAUCGAACGCUCUUGGAGGCGGCGACUUCGGAGGGCAUGGUAGUCUCGGUGGUGAGUACGGACCACCUCCAUCAAGCGAAUACGGGCUGCCACCUGCAUUCCCUGAUCCAAGACAUCCAUCUGGACCAACAGGCGCAUAUUCGGAACAAAACGCCGACAUUGUUCCUGCACCACAAGCUCAGACUUCAUCAUCUUCCACAUCCAACCCUCCUAAUCUUUCAUCACCAGCUCCUCAGGCAUCAGCUCAAGCUAGUAAUGAAAUCCACUUACCGCCUCCACCUCCACCCGGUCACCAUGGUAUCUACAACACUGUUAAAAGGAAGAGCAACAUUGCCGAAGAAUUCGAAGGAAAUUUGGCUACUCUAGGUGGCCGACCUAGAUCAGUUGAAAACCUUCCCGCCGAGUUACAAGGAGUCAGAAGAAGACGUAGCCCAGAAGUCAUGACUGUCGUUGUCAGUCACGUCUACAAACGGGAGGCUCAAGAAAUGACCGACGUGAAUACUAGUCGAACAAUUCAAGUAGUAGCUCCAGGAGAUGUGAACUUCGCCCUCAACGCCGCUCAAAACAACGAAACCGUAGUCAUACAAUCGGCUUCUUCGCAAGAUCCAGAAACAAUUUGUAUGUCAGUUCCAAGUUUCGUAGCCGGUUUAGUGAUGCUCCUGCUGGUUUUAAUAGUGGCAAGUUUAGUAGCGGCGUUCUUAUUUGUACGAGUGCGCGCUAUAGAUAGGAAAGGAAUUACCCAAACGUUCGUCGGUGCUCGCGGAUACGAUAACGCCGAAUUCGUGAAAGUGGCAAAUUGACUGUAAAACACGUUCAUGGUAGGUGCAUUUUCUGAAAGUUCCAAAGAUGAUCAGGUUUAUCGAGUAAUUGACGCGAGUGAUUGUAGUAGUCGCAGGGCGACAUACCUAAACGUAUCCUACCAUUUCCUUCAUUCAUUCCUAGUCUUUUUUUUAACACACUCGCACGCGAAAUUGCUUGUGAUAACCUAAUUCAAUUCUGCUGUCACUAUUAAUUUUUGCUCAAAUAGACAAUGAUUAGGUUUUGAAAUCAUUAUGAAGCGUUACUGGAUUAAAAUGGGGUAAGGAGUUACACAUCUCAGAUUUGAAAAGGGUUAACAUGAGUUAUUUCACGAUAGCUCUCUUCGCUCCGCCAUCUCCUUACUCAUUUAUUAGCUCACCUUAUCGUUGUCAAACAUUUUGUGCUAGCAAUGGCAUUGCGUUUCUAUUCUGCUCUUGUUAGCAUGACCCAAGCAUUAGUUGUUAAGUAAGUUAUUUAUUUAGGUGUUAUUAUUUAUAAAAAAGUAAGUUUUUAUAUUGAUCGAAAGUUUGUUUGUUGUGGAUACAUUUUUAUUGACUGAAACGUCAUAAAUAACAUCUUAACGUAGCGCAAUUCGCAUGUUAAAUCAGAUAAAUCUUCUUUGUUGGGAAAUUUGUAUCAAUUUUUAAUUGCACACUUUUCAUGAAAAUUGAAUUAUGUUACGUUAUUUAUAGGACGCUAUAAAUCAUGACAAAUACCUGUUUAUUUGCCCGAAAAAUUUAUCGAUCAUUCAAAGGGCAGAUCCUAGUCUUGUAGUUAGAAUAUAGUUCACAUGUAAAUAAACGAUUAUAAAAAAUACUCAAAAUAUAGAAAAAUAACAUAAAAAAUCUUCAAUUUGUUUUGAAUUUUUUAGCUAUCAAUGUAUCUUACAUGUGUUUCUAUUUAUUUAUUUAUUUCAUUUCAGAAUCACAUAAUGUAAAAC
This is a messenger RNA of Phyllotreta striolata, 3007 nucleotides long. Lineage: Eukaryota; Metazoa; Arthropoda; Insecta; Coleoptera; Chrysomelidae. The record is from the annotation of a GenBank genome assembly.